GCCUGGGACGGUUGCGGUGGGUCUGUGUGGGCGCUGGGAGUCGUCCAAGAUGAUUAAAAAAUUCGACAAGAAGGACGAGGAGUCUGGUAGUGGCUCCAAUCCUUUUCGGCAUCUGGAGAAGAGUGCGGUUUUGCAGGAGGCUCGUAUAUUCAAUGAAACACCCAUUAAUCCAAGAAGAUGUUUGCAUAUUCUAACAAAGAUUCUUUACUUACUGAACCAGGGUGAAUACUUUGGAACUAUGGAAGCAACAGAAGCCUUCUUUGCAAUGACUCGAUUGUUUCAAUCUAAUGAUCAAAUCUUGAGAAGAAUGUGUUACCUUACCAUCAAAGAAAUGGCUAAUAUCUCUGAGGACGUGAUCAUUGUCACCAGCAGUCUGACCAAGGACAUGACUGGGAAAGAAGACGUGUACCGAGGCCCGGCCAUCAGAGCUCUCUGCAGAAUCACUGACGGAACAAUGCUGCAAGCCAUUGAGAGGUACAUGAAACAGGCCAUUGUGGAUAAAGUCUCCAGUGUUUCCAGUUCAGCACUAGUUUCUUCCUUACACAUGAUGAAGAUAAGCUAUGAUGUGGUUAAGCGGUGGGUCAAUGAAGCCCAAGAAGCUGCUUCAAGUGAUAAUAUUAUGGUCCAGUACCAUGCAUUGGGAGUCCUGUAUCACCUUAAACGGAACGAUCGCCUUGCUGUUUCUAAGAUGUUGAAUAAAUUUACUAAAUCCGGUCUCAAAUCACAGUUUGCUUAUUGCAUGCUGAUCCGAAUUGCUAGUCUCUUACUAAAAGAAAACGAAGAGGGCCAUGAAAGUCCGCUCUUUGACUUUAUCGAGAGUUGCUUGCGAAAUAAGCAUGAAAUGGUAAUUUAUGAAGCUGCUUCUGCCAUCAUCCAUCUUCCUAACUGUACUAUGCGAGAGUUGGCGCCUGCUAUUUCAGUUCUUCAGCUUUUCUGUAGUUCACCUAAGCCAGCUUUGAGGUAUGCUGCUGUGAGAACCUUGAAUAAGAUGGCAAUGAAACACCCCUCUGCAGUGAUUGUCUGCAAUCUGGACCUAGAAAACUUGAUCACAGAUUCCAACAGAAGCAUUGCUACUUUGGCCAUUACUACACUUCUCAAAACAGGAAGUGAGAGCAGUGUGGACAGGCUCAUGAAGCAGAUAUCGUCUUUUGUGUCCGAAAUCUCUGAUGAGUUCAAGGUGGUAGUCGUCCAGGCCAUCAGUACCCUGUGUCAGAAAUACCCCCGGAAGCACAGCGUCAUGAUGACCUUCCUCUCCAACAUGCUCCGGGAUGACGGAGGUUUUGAGUAUAAGCGUGCCAUUGUGGACUGCAUCAUUAGCAUUGUGGAAGAGAACCCUGAGAGUAAAGAAGUGGGGCUUGCCCACCUCUGUGAAUUCAUUGAGGACUGUGAACAUACCGUUCUGGCUACCAAGAUUCUUCACUUGUUGGGCAAAGAGGGCCCUAGGACUCCUGUCCCCUCCAAGUACAUCCGCUUUAUCUUUAAUAGGGUUGUCCUAGAGAAUGAAGCUGUCCGUGCUGCUGCUGUGAGUGCGUUGGCUAAAUUUGGGGCACAGAAUGAGAAUCUUCUCCCAAGCAUCAUUGUACUCUUAGAGAGGUGCAUGAUGGAUACUGAUGACGAGGUACGGGACAGAGCUACCUUCUAUCUGAAUGUGCUGCAGCAGAGGCAGAUGGCACUGAAUGCUACAUAUAUCUUCAAUGGUCUGACUGUCUCUGUGCCAGGGAUGGAAAAAGCAUUACACCAGUACACACUGGAGCCUUCAGAAAAGCCCUUUGACAUGAAGUCUGUUCCUCUUGCUAUGACUCCCAUUGUUGAACAGAAAACAGAAAUCACACUGAUUGCUACUAAGCCCGAGAAGUUGGCUCCUUCCAGGCAAGACAUUUUUCAAGACCAAUUGGCUGCCAUUCCUGAAUUUAUGAAUCUAGGCCCUCUGUUCAAGUCUUCUGAGCCUGUUCAACUCACAGAAGCAGAAACAGAGUAUUUUGUGCGUUGUGUCAAGCACAUGUUUACCAAUCACAUUGUGUUCCAGUUUGACUGUACCAACACUCUCAACGACCAGCUUUUGGAGAAAGUGAUUGUGCAGGUGGAACCAUCAGAUUCGUACGAGGUGCUAUGCUGCGUCCCAGCUCCCAGCCUCCCUUACAACCAGCCAGGAAUAUGCUACACUCUGGUUCAUUUGCCUGAAGAUGACUCCACAGCAGUGGCAGCCAGCUUCAGCUGCACCAUGAAGUUCACUGUUCGGGACUGCGACCCUGACACUGGAGUCCCAGCUGAGGAUGGGUAUGAGGAUGAGUAUGUGCUGGAAGAUCUGGAAGUGACUGUGUCUGACCACAUCCAGAAGGUGCUGAAACCUAACUUUGCUGCUGCCUGGGAGGAAGUGGGCGACACCUUUGAGAAAGAGGAGACUUUCGCCCUUAGCUCUACCAAAACUCUGGAAGAAGCUGUCAACAACAUCAUCACAUUUCUGGGCAUGCAGCCAUGUGAGAGGUCAGACAAAGUCCCCGAGAACAAGAACUCCCAUUCCCUCUACCUGGCAGGUGUCUACAGAGGUGGCUCUGACUUAUUGGUGAGGUCCCGGCUGGCCUUAGCAGAUGGUGUGACCAUGCAGGUGACUGUCAGAAGCCAAGAGGAAACACCUGUAGAUGUUAUCUUGGCUUCUGUGGGAUGACUUUGACUGGACAAGAUGGAUCUGGCGUGCACAUCCCUGUCAGGGGACUUUUAGGCUAGUGCAUGGCCUUCCCAGAAUCAGUUUAGAAACUGUAAAUGACUUUGGAGAAGCAAAUUACAUGUUUGGCCCUGAGCCAGCAGAUCAAGCAAAUCUCUGUCCUCAUGCACAUAUCUCAUGUUUAUUUGUUUUCUCCUUUUUCUUUUUAUUACACUUGGUCAGCUUUGGUAUUAUAGUACGGCUUUGGGUGAUCUUGAAAAUCAAAUACUAGCCUAUACCCAGCUGCUUAACUUCAUGACGUUCUUUAAUUUAAUGUGUGUCUGAGCGCUCCUGACAAUGUUGGGGAAGUUUUAUCCCAGAGGGGUGGUGGGGGAGGGGAAGCCGGAGUCCACUUUUGUCAAAAUUCAUUUUUAUUAAUAGAAAAUAAACACUUAUUCCAGUUUCAGUAUACUUGAGGUUGCUAAUAAAAAUCACUGUUUUGACUAAGACAAUGAAA
This is a messenger RNA of Suncus etruscus (white-toothed pygmy shrew), 3158 nucleotides long. RefSeq names its product COPI coat complex subunit gamma 2 (gene COPG2). The transcript has 24 exons. Gene Ontology annotation, biological process: protein secretion; organelle transport along microtubule; endoplasmic reticulum to Golgi vesicle-mediated transport. The coding region runs from base 50 to 2665 and encodes 871 amino acids. The record is from RefSeq and is a predicted model, not a curated record. Lineage: Eukaryota; Metazoa; Chordata; Mammalia; Eulipotyphla; Soricidae. Gene Ontology annotation, molecular function: structural molecule activity. Gene Ontology annotation, cellular component: Golgi membrane; endoplasmic reticulum-Golgi intermediate compartment; endoplasmic reticulum.